Messenger RNA from Pteronotus mesoamericanus, 969 nucleotides. RefSeq names its product signal-regulatory protein beta-1-like. Gene Ontology annotation, cellular component: plasma membrane. The record is from RefSeq and is a predicted model, not a curated record. Lineage: Eukaryota; Metazoa; Chordata; Mammalia; Chiroptera; Mormoopidae. Gene Ontology annotation, biological process: positive regulation of T cell activation; positive regulation of phagocytosis.
AUGCCCGUCCCUGCCUCCUGGCCCUGCCCUCCUCCUGGCCUGCUGCUGACUCUGCUGCUGGGCCUCGCAGGAGGGGCAGGUGCGGAGCUGCAGGUGAUUCAGCCUGACAAGUCAGUGUCGGUGGCAGCCGGAGAGACGGCCACUCUGAGAUGCACCCUGACCUCCAUUAACACCGUGGGACCUGUCAUGUGGUUCCGGGGGAUACGGCCCGGCUGGGUGUUAAUCUACGAUUUCAAAGGAGGCCUCAGCCCCCGAAUAACAACCGUUGGAGACACCACGAAGACAGACAACAUGGACUUUUCCAUCCGCAUCAGUAACAUCUCCCCAGCAGACGCCGGGACCUACUACUGUGUGAAGUUCCGCAAAGAGGACACUGGCAACGUAGAGUUCAAGUCUGGGGCAGGCACUCAGCUCACCGUGAGAGCCCAACACUCGCCCCCCGUGGUAUCAGCCCCCACGGGGAGGGCCGCACCUGGGCAGACGGUGAGCUUCACCUGCGAGUCCCAUGGGUUCUCCCCCAAGAACAUCAUACUGAGAAGGUUCAAAGACGGGAACGAGCUCCCAGCCUCCCGGACCGCCGUGGACCCAGAGGGAGACAGCCCUUCCUACAGCGUCUCCAGCACAGCCAGGGUGCGGCUGGCCCGGGGGAUGAGCCCCCAGGUCAUCUGCCAGGUGGACCACAUCGUCCUGAAGGGGGACCCUCCUCUCUGUCAGACUGCCAACCUGUCUGAGGUCAUCCGAGGCAGACGCCAACUACCCCCUCAAGACACCAGAGCGGAAGAAGGGGAUCAUCUGCACAUUCUCCGUCUGCUGCACUGGCGUCCCCCUGACCUUGUGUGCACGUCUGGUGCCUUGACUCUUGUGGCUGCUGCUCAGGGGGUGCACCCGAUGACUGACUGGGUGCUGCUGCAGCUGCAGAUGGUGGAUCCUGUAACAGGUGAGUUGGAGGAAGUCCUUAGUCUUCAGUGA